This is a messenger RNA of Closterium sp. Naga37s-1, 4314 nucleotides long. NCBI's taxonomy places the organism in Eukaryota, Viridiplantae, Streptophyta, Zygnematophyceae, Desmidiales, Closteriaceae. The record is from the annotation of a GenBank genome assembly.
AUGGAGGCGCGCGAGAUCAACUCCUUCUAUAGUUCUCGGGGGCCCAAUUCCCGCAGCACCGCUUCUCACGCCGCCACCAGUAGCAGCACCGGCAGCGGUAGCGGCUGCGGCGGCGGCGGCGACGGUGGCGGCGGUGGCGCACGCAACGAUGCCCGUCGCGCGGCCUCAACUAACAAGCUCGAGCCGCAACCAGCACGCGACGGGGGCGACGCGCGUCAACUACCGAUUGGACGUCGAGGCGGCAAUGGCGUUAGUACCACCACCGCUGCCUCGUCCCUCCUCGACCGCCGCAAUCGCCGCUCCCUCACCCCAUUGGCCACUGGUGGACUUACUAUCACAGCUCGCGCUGUCAGCAAAGUGAACCCUAGCAGCAGCAGCAGCCGAAGCGCUCGGAGUAACGCCGCGCGUAUCGCCGGCUCGUCGAUCAGCGCGAUUCACGGCGAGCCGGUUUCCGCGAGAGGAGUGCGCCGCGGUCCAGCCGUCUGGGAGGAGCAGCAGCCGUCAGGCAGCCGGUCGGCGCGCUACGUUUCAGCCGUCAACGUUGACGACGAUGACGACAGGAUUCGCUAUUCUCCGCCACCCCCACCGCUUCAACGAGAACCCCAUGCGCCGCGUUUUAAAGUCGCGAACUCGCCUGACGAAAGCACAUCGCCUACUAGCGACGUGGUAACGCCGCGAUCCAUGCCGGGAUUCGCGUCAAGACGGCCGGUUAACUCUCGCGCGCGAAGCGGCCCGUUAGCGCCUCGAUGGAGACCAAGACAAGGCGCCGCGGUUCGCGGCAUGCGAGAUCGCGACGUGGCGCGCUACGACGAGAGCGGGUCGCGAUCUGCCAAGCUGGCGUAUCUAACGGGAUUACCGUGGACGCCGACAAGCGGUGCGAGCGGGACGUUACCGUUGGUGAGCCCGAUGGACAGUCGCGCGAUUCGUCGCAUGAAGAGUGCGACGAACGUGCAGACUGAGCUGCGAAACAGCGGCGCGUCGCCGAAGGCCGUGCGACGGAAUAAGCGGGUCAACAUCGACCUCCAACCCACUACGCUGGACCUCCCCUGCCAUAGUCCCUCCACACUCCCCCUCUCCUCUCACCCUCAUACUGCCCACUCCCCUUCCUCUCGCCCCUUGCCCCAACGCGCGUCUUUUCCCCCCGACCCUGUCGUUGUUCCUGUCGCUUCCGCCUCCUCCGACGCGCCCUACCCCGGUGCUGACGGCGCUGCGUCAGUUUCCCCGUCGCCGCGCCGCGCACGCUGCUUGCAAUCGACGUCUAUGUCCUUGGAUCUCUUCUCUCCGUGCCGCAUAGCGAGUACAAGCUUGUAUCGACACCGCCUGACGAAGAGCCACGGCGGCGGAUUGGAAAGCGGCGAUUCUCGCAAGCCGUCCUUCCCCCGCCCCUUGCUCUCUCCUCCGCUUCCGCUCCCCCCUUCCUACGGCUCCUCCGCCGUCCCUUCCCCCGAGUCCAAACCCGGCGGAACGGGCAGCGGAAGCGGGCGGAGCAGUGGCGCAGGCGGCGGAACCGGGGGCGGAACCGGAGACGGCGGGGGCGGGGAAAGGGCGGGGAAGGGGGAGCGGCCGUGGCAUGCGCCGAUUGACCCGUCGCCGACCACCCCUCUGCAGCUGAAGCUGAGUCCAUCCAAGGGAAAAGAGGGGAGCGAUGGGGAGACGGCGGGGGGGUGCGUCGCGCGGGGCGCGCCGGAGGGGAGCGAUGGCGGAGAGUUGGAGGCGCCUCCGGAGGAAGAGCUUUCCGCCGCUUGCGCUUCCGCCGGUUCGUUUUCCUCCGGAACUUGUAGCGGAGACGGCGGCGAUAAACGCGGUGGCGUAGCUGCCCAGCUAAAUUUAUCUCUGCCCGGGUCAGGGUCCGUUGCUCCUCUUGACGAGAGCCUGUUCGAAGUGGAAGAGGCGGAGAAAGGAGAGGAGGAGGACGAGGAGGAGGAAGAGGAAGAAGAAGAGGGGGAGGAGGAGGAAGAGGAAGGAGAAGAGGAGGAGGAGGAGGAGGAGGAGGAGGAAGAGGAGGAGGAAGCAGAAGAGGACGAGGAGGGGGAAGUAAGGGUCGAGAGUGAGGGAGCAAGUGGGGAUAGGGAUGAGAAUAGGGAUCAUAUGGGUGAAGUGGAGGAGGAGGAGGAGGGGGAAGAGGAAGGGGACGGCGACACAAGAAUGCAUGCUGCUGCCGCCACUGAUGCUACAGCGAUUGAACCAGCUCCCAGCGUUUCUCCUCGAGACCUGAGGUCAGCAUCUGUGCCGGCUGCUGUGUCUGAAUCGCAGCCACACAGCAAGCACGAGCACCACCGCUCGCGCUUCUUUCACUCCGCCUCAGGAAAACUCACCGCGUAUUUUCAAAAACUGCCCAAGAAGCUGCCCAAAAAUAUCCACCUCCUGACGUCCCCGCGUGGUUCGUCUGCGCAUGCAGCCGCCCAGAACGUGCGCCUCACGCCGCCCCAAUCGUUCCUUCCGAUCAAACCACUUGCCACUCCAGUCCGCGCACUGCCGCCCAGUGAGACCCCAUGCCGCCCCCUGGCGCCUGCAGAAACUUGUGGGGAGGAGAGUGAGGGUAUAGGAGAGAAGGAGCAAGGGAGCUUGGUGCAGGAUGGGAGUGAAUGGCGCGAGCAGAGUGCAGGCAGCGGCGAGAGUCCCUGCAGUGUGGUUACCAGCAGUAGGGUUACCAAAAGUACCAGCAGUAGGGUUACCAGCAACACACGCAGCAGAGACGGCAGCCAUGGAAGCAGCAACGCGUGCAGCACGGGGAGCACAGUGGUUGCUACUCCCACACCCCAGAAAUGCUCUUCGCAGGAAAGGGAAACCACAGCUGCUACUGCUGCCCUUCAGAGUGCCUCCCUGUCAGCUGCUUGUGCUGCUGCUCAUGCUCCCGCCAGCACCACUGCUCCAACUAAAGCUCUCAUAAGCACUGCUGUUGCUGAUCAUUCCAAAAGCACCAUUUUUGCUGUUAAUUCUAACUGCAGCACCACCGCCACUGGCGGUAUUCUCAAGGGCGCGCACUCGGGGCUGAGCCGGGCGGCAGAUCAUAUCUUGGGGCAGGCGUACGAGGAUCUGAGUGAGAGAUACGCGGUGGAGGGGCGGCAGCUGGGCAGCGGGCAGUACGGCGUGAUUCGGCGGUGUGUGGAGGAGGGCACUGGGCGGGUGUUGGCGUGCAAGAUAAUUGACAAGAGGAAGAUCAAGGUAAACCGCCGCCUCCCACUCUCUUCCCCGCCCCCCCUCCCCACCAGACGCCAGCGCACGCAAGCUAGUGACUUGCGGAGCGAGGUGGCAACCCUGCAGCAGCUGCUGCACGGGCACCCAUCAGUCAUCACUUUCGUCGAUGCCGUAGAGGACUCUCAGCAUGUUCACCUGCUCUCCUCAUGGACCUCUGCUCCCCCUCCCCCAUCCCUCUCCCUUUCCCUCGUUGUCUCCCACCAGACCAUGGCCCAAGCUAGUGACUUGCGGAGCGAGGUGGCAACCCUGCAGUUGCUGCACGGGCACCCAUCAGUCAUCACUCUCAUCGAUGCUCUCGAAGAUUCCCACCACGUUCACCUGCUCAUGGACCUCUGCUCGGGCGGCGAUCUCUUCGACCGCAUCUCGUUGGGCGGCGCGCUAAGCGAGCAGUGCGCGGCCGGCGUGUGUCGGCAGCUAGCGGAGGCGCUGCUGCACUGCCACCGACGGGGGGUGGUGCAUCGAGAUGUGAAGCCGGAGAAUAUCCUCCUGGUCGGAAGCCGAGGGGCAGAGAAAGGAGCGAAGUCAGCUGUGGAAGGAGGAGGAAACAGCAAGAUUCGAGACUCCAAGGCUCCUCGGAUCAAGCUCGUGGAUUUUGGAAUCGCGAGGUUUUUCCGGGACGGGGAGAAGAUGCGGGACUGCCUCGGCACACCCGAGUACAUGGCUCCGGAGCUGCUCCUAGGGUCGUACGGGCCUGAAGUGGACGUGUGGAGCGCAGGCGUGGUGACGUAUGUAGCCAUCUGUGGUCAUCCGCCGUUCUGGGCUUCGGCCUCUAUGGGCCAGUCGUUGCAGGAGGCGAUUCUGACCAGGGAUGUGACGUUUGCGACGCCUGGAUGGGUGGGUGUGUCGGCGGGGUGUAAAGAGCUUAUAAGGAGGAUGCUGCAUAAGAAUCCGCGGAAGAGGAUUACCCUUCUGGAGGUGCUUGCGACCAAGGGCCACCAUUCAUCCCCUUCGUCGCUCCACUCGUCAGCUUCGUUCGCGCUUCCAUCGUUGGACUCGCUCGAGUCUGACUUAGCAGGUACUGCCUCCUCAUCGACCUCCUCUGCUUCAGCGGCCAGCACGGCCUCCUCCUCCAUCUCGACGGUCACAUCGGGAGGGGAGACCACAGGGGCCGGGUAG